AUGCAAACCAUCGGAGAUCAAGCAUUUGUGAAUCCACGGGAUACACGUUUGGCAUACGCCGAUAUUAUCGGUGAGGAGAGUCUUAGUGGCAAACUACUCAGUGCUGGCCCUAUUUUGGAACGACUUGAUAUUUUCGGGGCUGCUGUCGCUGAAAAUGUCGCGUGCAAAGGUAUUGCAACGAUUUCGGUUGAUCGGGUGGAUUUCAAGAGUCAGAUCGCUCAUGGCGACCUUGUUCGGCUUGAAGGUGAAGUCGUCUCCACGGGAAGCUCGUCGUUAGCUGUUCAGAUUACUGGGUACCGCCACGACAUUGAAGCGGGAAAGUUUGUUCAUACACUGAGUGCCAUCAUGACGUGUGUGGCGCUAGACAAGAACAUGCAAGCAAGCCCAGGACUUCCUAAAUUAAUGGAUCUGACGGACCCGGAGUAUGUCAAUAAGCACCAAGAGAUUGCAAAGCAACGGAAAGAGCUUGCAGCUCGAUGGCGUGGUGUACAGGAAGCAGUGGAUAAACUUCCGCAUGUAUCGGUUGACAUGUUGAAGACCUGUAAUUAUAAGCGAUCUCUGGUUGUGCCGAUUCCAGACACGUUGAUUGAGGUGCAAAAUUCGUUUUUACCAAAACAUCUCAACCGCAACAAUACUAUUUUCGGUGGUGAAGUGCUUACGUGGAUGGAUAAGGUGGCACUAUAUUGUGCUCGCAACUUCACUAAGAACCAGAACAUGGUUACGGUCUCGAUGAACCGAAUUUUCUUCAAACUGCCGAUCACCAUGGACGACAUCGUGACGAUGCACGCACGUGUCAGCAGUGCUCGUCGUCACCAUUUAGAAGUCGAAGUGGAGGUAUUCGUAGGUCGUAUCGGCUCUCGAGAGCGCCGAAGGUCUCACACAGGGUACUUCACCGUCGCGAACUUAGAUCGAUCGUACCGCAUGAAGCAGAUCUCCACAGGCCUCAAGGUGGACGAAAACGACCAAGAGAGUAUGCGUACAUUGCUCAAGGCUCAGCACCGUUGGUUGUUCGACGACCAAGAGGCCAAGUUGCUAAACCUCGAGCCACUCUCGCUGUCCACCCCGAACGCUGCAAGCAAGCUCUAA
Molecule: messenger RNA, 1086 nt
Organism: Peronospora farinosa
Lineage: Eukaryota; Oomycota; Peronosporomycetes; Peronosporales; Peronosporaceae
Source: the annotation of a GenBank genome assembly